Hypanus sabinus (Atlantic stingray) is the source of this 999-nucleotide messenger RNA. Its product is annotated as syncoilin-like. The transcript has 4 exons. The record is from RefSeq and is a predicted model, not a curated record. Gene Ontology annotation, cellular component: intermediate filament. NCBI's taxonomy places the organism in Eukaryota, Metazoa, Chordata, Chondrichthyes, Myliobatiformes, Dasyatidae. Bases 1 to 999 code for a protein of 332 amino acids.
AUGGUCUUGGAUACAAAGGGCGAGUUUUCUGAUGAGUCACCUGUGGACAUUAUGCAAGCUGUUGAUACCCUGCAAGCAGUAGGGAGACGCUUUCAAAGAUGCAUUGACUCCUUGGAGGAACUCUUGGAAGAAAGGGAAAAUCUUAUUAGAGAAUUAAUCUUUGUGAAAGAACCAAAGAUCCAAGAGGUUUGCGACCUGCGGGCAAAGCUGCUGGUGCUUUUCCAGGGUAAAUCAGAGGCAGAGAUUGAAUGUGAAAACUACAAGGAGGAGAUCAAAUCUACCAAAAGGAAACUGUUUGAAAUUAUAAAAACUCAAAUGACCUACAAACAUGAGGUGAGCACCAGUAAUCAAAGCCUUCCCCAGAUGGCGUUAGAACAAGAAGCUUUAGAAUCCGAGGCACAGCUCCUCUCUGAUGAACUGGUUGUGCUUAAAGAUCACCAGCAAGAAGAAAUAAACCAAGCAAUCCACAAACUGGAAAACAUCAGAAACACUAUCAAUAGCGUGUCCAUAUCAAAAAGCCAGCAAACAGACGAAUUCCAGACGAUUUUAGCUGAGCAAAGACAGUGGCUAGAGAAAUAUUAUGAACCCAAACUGGAAAAUCUGAUGAAAUGGGAUCAAAACAGGACUGAAUUCCUACGUCGCACACAGCAGGAGAUUAAAGGGUUCAGGCAGCAGCUGCAGGUGCUGCUGGAUCAGGGAGCAAAACUGAGCACCCAGAAGCAAUUCCUCCAGCGACAACUGCAGGCAACACAAGAGGAGAGGGGCCAGGACAUUGCGCUUUAUCAGACAGAGAUAAGGGAGUUAGAAGCCAAAGUCAGCAUCCUGAAAACAGAGCUUGUUAUACAGAAGAAAAAGAAUGAUAAUAUGAGGAUUAUGAAGGAGACCCUGUCAGAGGAAUUGGCUGCUUACAGGCACAGCUCCCGAGAUGCCAGAGACCUGAGCUUGCUGGAAGUCCCGGAUGAGAGACUUGUCAAGAAUGCAUGGACUGGAACCCAAUAA